CUGUCAGCCAACGUGGGAGACACCGUCAGGAUCACCUGCUCUGGUAGCAGUAACAGCUAUUAUGGCUGGCACCAGCAGAAGGUCCCUGGCACUGCCCCUGUCACUGUGAUCUAUGCUGAUAACAAGAGACCCUCGGGCAUCCCUUUGCGAUUCUCCGGAUCCUUGUCCGGCUCCACAGCCACUUUAACCAUCACUGGGGUGCAGGCUGAGGACGAGGCUGUCUAUUUCUGUGGUGGCUAUGACAGCAGCAACUAUGUUGGUAAUGUGACAGAUUUUCAAAUGAGGUACAGAGCAAUUAAAAAGAGCAGGAAGGUCUGUGCCCCUGGGACACCGACUGACCCCACCUCUUCUCCCCUCUCUCCUCUCUGUCUCCUGAUCCAGGCAGCGCUGAGUCAGCCGUCCUCACUGUCAGCCAACGUGGGAGACACCGUCAGGAUCACCUGCUCUGGCCUUAGCAGCAGCUGGAUUUCUGCUGCCUGGUUCCAGCAGAAGGUCCCUGGCACUGCCCCUGUCACUGUGAUCUAUUUCAAUGACAAGAGACCCUCGGGCAUCCCUUCGCGAUUCUCCGGAUCCACAUCCGGCACYACRAACACAUUGACCAUCACUGGGGUGCAGGYCRAGGACGAGGCUGUCUAUUUCUGUGGGAGCUAUGUCAGCAGCUGGAGCAGCUAUGGUGUUUGGUGA
This is a messenger RNA of Malurus melanocephalus (red-backed fairy wren), 684 nucleotides long. RefSeq names its product immunoglobulin kappa light chain-like. Gene Ontology annotation, biological process: immunoglobulin production; immune response. The record is from RefSeq and is a predicted model, not a curated record. Lineage: Eukaryota; Metazoa; Chordata; Aves; Passeriformes; Maluridae. The transcript is spliced from 3 exons. The annotation marks the transcript as partial.